Molecule: messenger RNA, 744 nt
Organism: Echinostoma caproni
Lineage: Eukaryota; Metazoa; Platyhelminthes; Trematoda; Plagiorchiida; Echinostomatidae
Source: the annotation of a GenBank genome assembly
AUGGCUGUUCAGUUCACAAACAGUUGCGAAUCAGAAGCGCAGAGAUCUGCUGCAAAACUGAACAGAGCUCUGCAACUUGAACGCAGACGCGCUGCUCGUGUGUAUGCUUUGGCCAAUCGUGUACUCGAACAGCGUUCUGAUGUGGAGGCAUUCUUUCUGGAUUCUCUGGACCAAGUGCGUGAUGAGAUUGCGACGACGCAAGCCAAUUACAAACACGACGCAAAGGCGGCCUAUGAAACUCGGCUCCGGUUGGCAUAUUACGGAGCUGCUGAAUAUCCACGGAUAAGAACAUUUCAACCGGGGCUACCCAGCACAAACACUGUAUACGAUGAUUUAAAGGCAGCCAAUUGUAUGCCUUGCCAGAAGAAAGUUCAAUUCUCGGAACUGACUUGGGAACAAAAAGAGCGUGUUUUGGCCAAACUAUUCGCUCGGAUGAAUGCUGGUCAAACGAGGAGGCAACAAUCACUGAAUGAGUCCACCCCCGUCAACUGCUUGUGUCCAGAGGGGGAUAAUCAUGACAAACAAGCGGACGGUUCCCACUUAUCGAAGAACAGCGAUGAAAACGAAAUUGCUUCCAGUCUAACUACACCGGAAAAUGUGAUCAGAGUUGUCCCCAGAAGUGCACCAGACUGUAAAAAGACCAUAUUGACUAGAACGAAGACCUCCAACAGCCUACCUGAACCGUUCAAUGGGGAUAACGGAAUUGGUCAAAACUUGGUAGUGAAAAAUGUGGAAUCAAAAUGA